UAGAUUUUUUGCAUUUCCCCAAUUCCUUCCUUCGAAUGCAGCCGCAGCACGCAGUUGGCUGGGUUGCAGUCGCCCUUUCGCUGCUCUUUGCCGGCAAGUCACUGCAGCCAAUCCCGGCACCACCCAAGCCGGUGGCGUCGCCAAUGCAGUUCCAGCCAAGCCAGGCGCUGCUGACGUUCCAGACGGGUUUGCGCGCGGCAGAGUACUCGUCCGAGUUCCUCGCUUCACGCGUCUACAACUGCUCAUGCAGAGUCUUCCAACUACAACUGGCACAGAAUCAAUGGAAUCCGACGGGUCCGGGCGCAGAGUCGCUCGACAAGCCACCAUCAACGUCGGUCGGCGGUAACCAUAAUGACGACCAGCAGCAGGACCUGCGAUGGGCUCCAUCGGCAGUACUGUCGUCGUACUCGGUCGGCGCAACGUCCUUGUACGUGACGGUGGGUGCGCUUGAACCGGGUGCAACGUACCAAUUCCGCGCGUCGUACAUGUGUGUUCAUGGCGAAGGACCUGCUGGUCACCCGAGUGCUGCGAUUCAAUUGCCAUUGUCGAUAGAGCCAGAGCAACCAGCAGAUCCAACUCCAACGAGUAACGUCGUCCCAUUGGCAAGCGAGGCAGAGCUCAAGGCCGAAUCCGAAAAAGUACAAUCUCAACAACGCGAGGAACUGGACUCGUUGACCAAGGAAAACGCCAUUUUGCGGAGUCGCAUCAUUCAGCUGGAAAGCAUGCUAGAAACGGCAUCGAGUGCUCUUGCACUUGCGCGGGAGGAGCUGGAGCAGUGCCAGUUGCUUCGUGAUCGAGCAUUGACUUGUCCCGAGUGUCCAGCUUGUCCGGCGCCGAUUCCAUGCGUCUGUGCCCCUCCGCCCUCGUUGCAAACGCAACUGCUGGGCUUUUUGAAAGGGCUGGCAAGUCCUUCUGCCGACACAGAGGACGAGGACAGCCGCAAGCCCAAAGCGCUUCAUCGCCGCUCGGAAGUUCUCAUGACCGGCGGCGUUCUUCUGCUGGUCGCACUAUUCUUGCUUGCCAAAUUGACUUCAAAGCCGCGACCCGGCUCUUCAAAUGCGGAGUCCGUUGAACCCACGCAAGUGGCUGGGCUGUUGCAGCCAACCUUCUCCCAACAGCAUUCUUCCUCGUUGCUUCCUGUAGCACAAGACGACAUUGACCAAGAGUGUGCCACGAACGCAGCUGUCUUGGAAUUGGAGCGGGGGCACGAGCUUCAAGUAGCCACGCUGAAGGAGCAGCAUGCAGCAGAGUUGGCCAAAAUUGAGAAUGCAAUGGCCGAAUGCCAGCAAGCACGCGCGCACGAGUCGGCCGCUGCUGACAGCAAGCUUGCUGAAAUCCAAGUAAAGCAUGAUGCGGCUAUGGAGGGACUCCGACUUCAAGUACACGCCGAGGCCGCUGCCCAGAAAGCGUCGGAGGUGGAGGCUUUGACAGCCGCUGCCACAAAGAGCGAGCGGGCAAUGCAGCAACGCCACAUUGCAGAGCUGGCUGAGGCCAACCAAGCCAGUCAAACAAAGUGGGACACUGCGCUGCAACGUUUGACGGAGCAGCAUGCCGCCGACAUCUCCUCCAUGAAACAGCAACUCGAGGAGGCUGCAGAAAAGCAGUGUCAAGCGCAACUUGCCGCGUUGGAAGCAGCACAUCAAGUCAGGUUGGGCAACGCCGUCUCUGCUGCCAGCAAAGCGAGCCUGGAUGCACAGGAAAUAAUCCAUCGCCAAGAGCUCGAUCAAGCACGGAUUACCUCGAAUCAGUCGCACGAAAUUCAUCUCGCAGAAUCCUUGAAAGCCCAAGAAGAGCAGCUUCGAGAGGCCUUUGUGCGAGAACUGGCAGAGUCGCUUGCCAAGCACACUAGCGAGCAAGCCGCCGCUGCUGCAGAGCGUGAGAAUGAGCUGCAGCAUCAAUUUUCGCUACGCAUCACCACGCUAGAGCAAAAUUUUGGUUUGGCGGGCGUGCUUUUGAGCCAGAUUGAAGCACAAGUGGAGGCCCAGUUGGUAGCGGCAGCCAGCACCGCCAACCACGAGACCCGGUCCAAUCUGUCGACGAGCGAGCCGAUUGUCGAUGAUACCAUCAUGCAAGCAACUACAAUGCAUCUCAUUCGCAUGGAAGAGCUACCGCUUGAGCAGCGGAUUGUCAGCCCUGUCGUUGAGACGAGCCUGCCAAUCUUGUCUGCGUCUAGCAACAUUGCUCAAGCGAGUUCCACCCCAGCUAUUCACCUGCAUGCUGUUAGAAACACCAGUGACGACUUGCAAAACGAGCGCGUUGAAUCGGCCGAGUUCCCGCCAAUGACACCGACAGGCAAGACUCGUGCCUCUUCAUUUUCUUCUCCGAAUGGCUAUCCGUCGAUUCGACACGACGGCGGCACUGAUGCCGGCUCCAGUUUGAGCUCCAAUCUCAGUGCCAGUCAGCCCGAUCUCAGGGAGCUGUCGCGUUCCGCCAGUCCCGACCGAUCCGAGGGAGCUCGAACGCCCCAGCCGCCCUUCCGCCCGCGCGUGCCCUCCGACACUAACAACUUAUUCCGAUCAGGGGCGCGUGUUUUUGUUCGUGAUAGUCCUCACUCCUCGCUCAACACAUCACCAAACUUGCCAUUUUAUUCGCCGUUGCCUCCUGGUGUUCCGCGGCCUCUGCUUGACAAUGCGCAGCCCAGCAAGGAGCCAGCGUCCACAGCUCAGUCAUCGUUGGAUACACCUGCCGCAUUGCGGCCUCGCGUAUACUCGCUGCCUUCCUCACAAGUAGCCCGUCCAUACCGCUCAGGUUCAAGCUACUCAAAUCGUUCGAGUUAUGUCGCCCCAUCCCCUCCGACCAGUUACAGCGAGAGCCCAACCUCGCGCCACUCCUUUGUAAGCCCGUCCAAGGGCUCGCACGGGACGGCAACGCCAACAGAUGUGGAGGUAGUACCCCCAUGCCCCAAGUGUCCGAGAUUGUUGGCGCUUUUGCGGCACCAUCACGUGCCCGUCUCAGACGCGCUUGCGUCUGGCAUUGCGGAUGAUGUCCGCUAGUGCAGCACAUUCCGUUGUUUUGUUGUGUUUUGUUUCUACUAGUUGCUUUUUUUUUUUUGCUUUUUUUUUUAAGUUCGUUUUGCGAUCAGUUUGCUCCCGUUUCGUGUUGUC
This is a messenger RNA of Capsaspora owczarzaki ATCC 30864, 3104 nucleotides long. RefSeq lists its product as hypothetical. Bases 36 to 2993 code for a protein of 985 amino acids. Lineage: Eukaryota; Filasterea; Ministeriida; Capsasporidae. The transcript has 3 exons. The record is from RefSeq and is a predicted model, not a curated record.